ACUAAAUCUGUGCAAGUUUGGAACACACUGUACAUCACUCAGGAUUGCAAUGUUACUAGGCUGACCAGAAGAGAUGCUGACACGAACAUCAAAGCCCUGCUGUACCGUGUAUUCAAACACAGAGGAUAACGAAUGUAUCGGAUACCCAUUAAUUAAUAUGUGUAUAUCCAAUACAGAUUCAUUACCGACUUUUAUUUACUUUCAAAACGAUGGACGAUUCCUACAGAGAAGGAGAGUGAGGAAAGCAGUUUUGUUUAUAUACAGAAAAAAACCUUUGUCCUACAGAUAG
Molecule: messenger RNA, 289 nt
Organism: Acanthoscelides obtectus
Lineage: Eukaryota; Metazoa; Arthropoda; Insecta; Coleoptera; Chrysomelidae
Source: the annotation of a GenBank genome assembly